GGUUUAUUUGGAACAAUCAGAGAAAUGGGUGGUGAUUCUUCCAUGCAAACUGUUCAAUCCUAUGGAUAUGUAAUAAACAAAUUAACAAUUACAAUGCAAAUGAUAUCAGAAAUAAAAAGCUUGAAUUAUGAUUAUCAAACAAUUUUACGAUUUAAUAAGCAAAAUUUAAACCCAUAUUAUUGCUAUAAAGAUAGAGUUGAGAUACUUUCCACUUUUAGUCACCAAAUAUUUCAAGAGCUUCUUAAUGAUGAUUUGGUAAUGGGACGAAUACAGCUGCCGCUAUCCUCGAAAGGUGUUGAAGAUUUUUUAGUAACUUUGUCAGAAAAAAUUCAUCAAAUAGCAUUAAAUUCUGUUCCAUUAAAAAAAGCACACAAUGGCUCACAACAUG
Messenger RNA from Racocetra persica, 388 nucleotides. The record is from the annotation of a GenBank genome assembly. Lineage: Eukaryota; Fungi; Glomeromycota; Glomeromycetes; Diversisporales; Gigasporaceae.